Messenger RNA from Penicillium longicatenatum, 1128 nucleotides. RefSeq lists its product as uncharacterized. The coding region runs from base 1 to 1128 and encodes 375 amino acids. Lineage: Eukaryota; Fungi; Ascomycota; Eurotiomycetes; Eurotiales; Aspergillaceae. The record is from RefSeq and is a predicted model, not a curated record. The transcript has 4 exons.
AUGACGGAUGGCCUGUCCAUGUCCAAUGGAGGAAAAGGCCCGGUGGUUCUGGGUGUCACCUGGGCGGAAAUGGGAUUGGCCUUUAUUCUGAUUAUCCUUCGGGCUAAAACAGCCUCGGUUUGUCCCUCACGUCAGCUAUCGUCGGGUUUGUAUGGGUUACGAUGGGAUUUCGUGUGGGUGAUUAUUGCCUUUACUGUUGCUCUGGCUGCCCAGAUAACCAUGACAGUGAGUGUCCAUUACGGACUCGGCACUCACCAGAGUCUACUUCCACCCGAUCAAAUUGUCAACACAAAUCUGUGGAGCUGGAUUGCGCAGGUGAUCGCCAUUUUGGAUUUGGUUAUCGCACGCAUCGCGGUUAUCGCUUUUCUACUCACCAUACAAAGCGGCACGAGAAGCAAGGGCAGAUACCUUCUUUACGCCGUGGGCGCAACGCAAGCCAUCAUCAAUGUGAUCGAGGUUGGCUUGAUCUUCAAACAAUGCACUCCAACGGAGAAGCUGUGGGAUAGCAACCGACCAGGAACAUGCGAUGGGAUAGUCAUUUGUUCCCAGGUGGGAUUUGCUCAAGGAAGCAUUGGAGCCUUUUCUGACUUUUUCUUGGCCGGAUAUCCGGUCUACGUCAUUGGAAGACUUCAAGUGAUGAAAUUAUCGACGAAAAUCGGACUUUGUCUAAUCAUGGGAGGUGGACUAAUAGCAGGAAUCGCUGGAAUCAACAAAACCAUCGCGAUCGCCUCUAUCACCAAAACUGACGACUUGACUUACGCCAUCUACAAACUGAAUACUUGGGUCUUGACCGAAAUGUGGUUUAUCAUUAUCUUUGGCUCUAUCCCUACGCUCCGUCUUUUCUUUAUCAAAUUCACCCAGGAUCUGAAGAGCGCCACCGGGUUCUCGUCGCGGAGUUCUGGAAAGCGAUCCACCGGGGGCUAUAUGAGCGACAGGGAACCUCGCCAGUCAUGGGUUGAAUUGAAUGACCGCGCACCAGGCUCCUGGAAUCCACAUGUAACCGCCGUCACAAGUGCAACCCACGAUAGCGAGGAUGCCCAGAGAACAGAGGAAAACGAACCGAAUGACCAGCAGAUAUUGGUCACAAAAAACACAGUUGUCUCUGAAGAGUAUCAAGUGAGACCGUGA